AUGGGGUACACUACCCCAGUGCGUGCACUGCUACUUUUGUCUCCCCUGGUGUCCUCGGCCACAGUAACCGAGACAUUUCUUGAGACCUUACGAAGCCCUCGUCCUCACCACGCCGAGUCAUCGCCAUCUCGCAACAGAACGUGUGUAGCCGCAUCUUACAACGACCUCGAGACUGAUGAUGCCGAAAACAUCAUCCAAGCAGUUCAGGAGUGCAAUCAUGGCGGCCAUGUUAUUUUCGGAGAGGAUUUCACAUACACGAUCGCUUCUCCGCUAGACCUCACCGGUCUCUCCGCGGUCGAUCUCGAUAUCCAAGGUCGUCUCUCCUUUACGGACAACCUGACCUACUGGCAGGCCAACGCCUUCGACCUGCAGUACCAGAACGCUACUUCAUUCUUCAUGCUGGGCGGAAAAGACGUCAAUGUCUUCGGUGGGGGAGAAGUGAACGGUAACGGCCAGGCGUGGUACGACGGACGCGCGAAAGACAGCAAGAUCAAGCGUCCAGUCCUAUUCGCCAUCGUAGGACUUGACAGCGGAAGCAUAAGCAACAUCAAACUAUGGGACUCACCUUUCUGGCACAACGUCGUCAUAAACUCCACCGACGUGGUGUAUUCCGGCCUGGACCUCUUCUCCACCAGCAACAACGGGAAUUUUGAGAAAAACACGGAUGGCUGGGACAUCUACCGGUCCGACAGUAUAGUCAUAGAGAACUCGACAAUCACAAAUGGAGAUGACUGCGUAUCCUUCAAGCCCAACUCCACAAACAUCCUCGUCCAAAACCUGCACUGCAACGGCUCACACGGCAUCUCCGUCGGCAGCCUAGGCCAAUACCCCGCGCGCAUCGACUACGUGCAAAACAUCCUCGUGCGCAACAUCAGCAUGUUCAACUCGUCCGAAGGCGCGCGCAUAAAAGUCUGGCCCGAUUCCUUCUCCGAGAAAUCAGACAAUCUGUCCGGCGGCGGCGGACGCGGGCUAGUCCGCAAUGUGACGUACGACGGCAUGUUUCUGGAUAACGUCGACUACGGGCUGACGAUUACGCAAUGCUAUGGGCAGGAUGAUGAGGAGGAGUGUUUCAAGCAUCCUUCUAAACUCAAUAUUACGGAUAUCACAUUCCGCAAUAUCCGCGGGCGCUCGAAUCGUGUCUUUGCGCCCCUUGUUGGCCACCUUGUCUGCUCGAGCCCGGAUACCUGCUCGGGCAUUGUCGCGGAGAAUGUGGAUAUUCGGACUAUUAACGGGUCGAGUCUGGUGACGUGCAGGAAUCUGGAUACGAGUUUGUUGGAUCUGGAUUGUACGGAGUGGAGUAAGGGGUAUAAUCCUGCUUGA
This is a messenger RNA of Dothidotthia symphoricarpi CBS 119687, 1320 nucleotides long. RefSeq names its product glycoside hydrolase family 28 protein. Gene Ontology annotation, molecular function: polygalacturonase activity. The record is from RefSeq and is a predicted model, not a curated record. Gene Ontology annotation, biological process: carbohydrate metabolic process. NCBI's taxonomy places the organism in Eukaryota, Fungi, Ascomycota, Dothideomycetes, Pleosporales, Dothidotthiaceae. Bases 1 to 1320 code for a protein of 439 amino acids. The transcript is spliced from 4 exons.